AAGAUGGCUGCCUUGUCGCAGUUGCUUUUCUCUGCCAAACAAUACUGAGAAAAUUGAGAUAACCAACUAUUUUUACAUUUUUAUAAAGAAAAUUAGGUAGAUCUUAAUAAAUAACGUUAUAUUAACGUGCUAGUCAUUUUGAUAAUGUGAUAUUAAGUGUACCCAUGGCUUCCAAUGUGCAAGACUCGCCUGUUCAGCAGACAUUUGUGGAGGAGAUAGAUUACAAUGAAAUUCAGGAGUUAUCGGUGGUGGGCAAGGGAGCGUUUGGCGUAGUAUGGAAAGGUUUGUGGAGAAACACACUAGUAGCAGUAAAACACAUUAAUUCUGAGGCUGAGAAGCGGGAAUUUUCAAUAGAAGUGCGGCAAUUGUCUCGUGUGUCACACCCGAACAUCGUGCGGUUGUAUGGAGCGUGCACGAAGGGCGCCCACGUCUGUCUAGUCAUGGAGUACGCAGAGGGAGGCUCCUUAUACAAUGUGCUGCACAACCGCCCCAAACCUAAAUACAACGCAGCUCAUGCAAUGAGUUGGGCUCGUCAAUGCGCCGAGGGUGUAGCAUACCUCCAUGCGAUGAAACCCAAGCCAUUGAUACACAGAGAUUUAAAACCACCCAACUUGUUGCUGGUGGGAGGAGGGCAAAGGCUAAAGAUCUGUGACUUUGGAACUGCUGCAGAUAAAGCUACUUACAUGACAAAUAACAAAGGCAGUGCUGCGUGGAUGGCACCUGAGGUGUUUGAAGGAUCAACAUAUACUGAGAAAUGUGAUGUGUUCUCAUGGGGUAUUAUACUAUGGGAAGUACUGUCGCGGAGGAAACCUUUCGAGGAAGGAGGGUCAGCUUUUAGGAUAAUGUGGGCUGUGCAUACAGGUCAAAGGCCAAACUUGAUAGAGGGUUGUCCUGAGCCAAUAGAGCAGUUAAUGACACAAUGUUGGCACAAAGUUCCUGCGGAGCGACCCAGCAUGGCUAAAGUGGUAGACAUAAUGUCAGCGCUGUGCGAGUUCUUCCCCGGCGCGGACACGCCCAUCAACUACGACGACUGCGAGGACGAGGACGAGGAGUGCUCGGAGGACGAGUACAUGCAAUACGACACUCAAGACAGCCUCGACACCGACACUGACCAGGGCAUACUGUCACAAGUACACAUCCCGACACAGUACCCCGACACCACCGCCUCCAACCCCGUACUGCUCCGAAACAUCGACCAUACCAUCCAGCCGCCCCGGCCUCGCAGCUUCGUCGAAACUCAAGUGAGUAAGCUACAGAACUUAAUGGCCGCCGAGGCGCAUCCCAAAACCUCGGCCUUACCUAAAGAUGAACCGGAUGUACAUAACAGAAUAGGACCGGUUCGGAUCCCACAGCAAUUUAAAAAGCCCGAAGCAUAUACGGAAGCGGGACGGUCGGCCGUGACCAUCAACAGGACGUCGAGCUCGCCCGGGCCCGAGCGCGCCGCCGCCAGCGAGGCCAGCACGCCGCAGGAGUCGCUGCUGGCGCGCAGCCCCGCCGUCUUCAGCGACACGUCCUCGCCGCGCCGACUGUCGCCCAUCGCCAACUACAACGUGGGCAACAUGAACCCGCGCCACAUCGACAUGGACCACUACUGGAGCCGCGAGAACGACAAGCUGUCCACGCGCAGCCCGUCCGUCACCAGCAACUCCAACUCCGUGAGGAAGGAGGACUACAACCAGAAUUACUGUGACAGGCUGAGCGCCGCCAACAGUCCCAUGACGCCCGUCAAAGAGUACAACGGGAAUCUGUCUCAGAGACCGAUCGAUCCGAGAUAUCAAACGCCAUUACAGAUCGAAGUGGAUCCAAAUUCGUGGGAGUUGCUCGACGUGCCGAUCAGUUAUGAUGAUUAUGUGGAAGUGAGAAAUUCUGCUGGCUUUGAUAAAUACUAUACAGUGGGUAACAGUAGUGCGUCGACAGGGGGCGAAGGCGCCGCGCCGCCGCCCUCGGAGCCCGACCCGGCGCUGGACUCCAUGCACAUGAUGCUGGACCCGCACCUCAGGCCUAUCUCCCCGGACCUCAACAACGAGGAGUCCAAGAGAAUAUUCGAAGAACACAAACAACUUGCGCAGGAGUACCUAAAGAUACAGACUGAGUUCGCGUACCUCAGCAACCAUAAAGCAGAGCUAGAGGAGAAGAUGGACGACGACGAGUUACGGCAGAAGAGAGAGAUUAUACAGUUAGAGAAAGAAAAGGACUCAUUGAUCAAGCUAUACUGCAGCCUAAAGAAGCAGUUGGCGCGUGCAGAGAACGACAGCUGGCUACAUCCAGAGGAGAUGCCGCACGAGUGAGCGCGCCGCGCGCCGCUCCCGGGGACCACUGUGACGUGCACCAUAUGUGUCAUUGAUCUCAACAUACCAAAUGAGCCUUCGACUUUUCGUUCUCUCCUUAUUUACAGGUUUAGUUUAUAAUACAUUAUACACGUAUAUUUAAUAACACUUGUACUCGACAAUAACAGUGUUUACGCGGCAGUAUAAACUUAUAUCACGUCAUCAAACGGCGCAACGUUUUCGUCAUGUAAUUUAGUCAAUGCGCAGACGCCGCUUCAGUACAUGUAUAGUACCGUCAUGUAUUGUAUAGUUUCGUAACCUUGACAUUGUAUCAGUUUUGUUAUUUUACUUAAAACUUUUCUUUAUAUCUUCACUAACUUUACCACCGUAAACAACUAAUGUAUUUGUCGUUUUAAAAAAGCACGUUUUAGUGCUUUAUAUGUGAGUGUUACCCAAUGUAUUGAAGUAGUUUGUCAUACUUUUAUACGAGAGUAUAGAAAUGUUUAUGCAAUAUUGUUUUAUCUCAUUUGAUCAUUUUAUUAAAGAGUGUGGUAUGCAUUUGUUUUGAUUGUAUAAAUGUAAGAUAGUAUAUAGCAGUAUUAGGUAAGUUAAAUUAUGUUAAGUUUAAUAAAUUUUUGUGAAAUA
Molecule: messenger RNA, 2912 nt
Organism: Spodoptera litura
Lineage: Eukaryota; Metazoa; Arthropoda; Insecta; Lepidoptera; Noctuidae
Gene: Tak1
Product: TGF-beta activated kinase 1
Biological process (GO): immune response; protein phosphorylation; positive regulation of canonical NF-kappaB signal transduction
Molecular function (GO): ATP binding; MAP kinase kinase kinase activity
Source: RefSeq, a predicted model, not a curated record